Prunus armeniaca (apricot) is the source of this 339-nucleotide messenger RNA. The record is from the annotation of a GenBank genome assembly. Lineage: Eukaryota; Viridiplantae; Streptophyta; Magnoliopsida; Rosales; Rosaceae.
AUGGAAUAUCUUAACCCAACAAAGGCUGGGAUACAACGCCAAGAUGCAUUGCUUAAAAACCUAGUAGAAGAAUUGAAAGAGAAGAGAUAUUUUCUCGUGCUUGAUGACGUCUGGAACGAAGAUCCUAACAAAUGGAGCAAUUUGCUGACUUGUUUGUCAAAACUUCACAGUGCCCGGGGAAGCGUCGUUAUUGUCACUACUCGUAGUGCCACUGUUUCAUCGAUCACGGAAAAAAGGGCAUUUCCAGAUGGUAGUGCUCCUAUUGCAAAGGAUAUAGAAACAAUUGGAUGGGAGAUUGCAAGAAAGUGUGCUGGUAUACCGUUAACGGCAAAGUACUAA